Messenger RNA from Drosophila ficusphila, 4199 nucleotides. It is a transcript of the gene Dna2, whose product is annotated as DNA replication ATP-dependent helicase/nuclease DNA2. The record is from RefSeq and is a predicted model, not a curated record. The transcript is spliced from 3 exons. NCBI's taxonomy places the organism in Eukaryota, Metazoa, Arthropoda, Insecta, Diptera, Drosophilidae. Gene Ontology annotation, molecular function: 5'-flap endonuclease activity; single-stranded DNA helicase activity. Gene Ontology annotation, biological process: replication fork reversal. The annotation marks the transcript as partial. Gene Ontology annotation, cellular component: cytoplasm.
CAUAAUGCCAAAGAAACGUGUGUUAACGCCGAAAAAGACAAUAAUGGCAUCGAGCCGGUAGGGAGUGCUAAAAAGAAACCCAAGUUGGACUUGCCAACGGAUCUGGACAUUAUAGACUGGGACCUCGAUGAUGCCUUCGAAUUGGCAGUGGCCCGUGCAGAGGAAAUGGAGAGUACUCGCCCCCUUCGCUUGGACCUCACCCAGUGGCAGCGGUGCGAGGUGACCUCGGUGGUGCACACGCCCAGAGACCAGAACUCUGAAAUCGAAGUGAAGAAGAGCACUUCUGACGGAGAUCCGCAGACAGCUGUCUGCAAACUGCUGCCUCCUUGGAAUCAAACGCGUCUGGCGGCCGGCGACACAGUCUCCAUAUUGGCCAAGUGGGAUCCAUCUACCGAAUCCUAUGUGGUCGACAAGGAGCAGGGCUACUGCGUUGCCCAUCCAGACUUGCUCAUUUCCGGCACCACUGUCACCGGAUCACUUUUCUGCAUCCGCAAAGCGGUGCUGCAACAGCGUUUUGGAUCUCUGGAAUCAGGAAAUUCCGUUAUGCUAGUCGGCACAUUCGUGCACGAAUUACUACAAACUGUGCUUCGCCAGAAUUUGUCCUCCAGAGAUGAAAUCUAUACUGAGUUGCAGAAGCUGCUGGCCAGCUCUUCGUUAGCUCAAUCGCUUUAUGCCGCUCGCAUGAGCCACGAGGAAAUGGCGUUCGAGUUGGACAAGUUCGUCAAUCCGAUUGCCAGUUUUGUGGCUCAAUACGUGAUGGGUGUUGGCCCGGCCAGCUUGCCACCAGACAACUAUACCGGUCGCAUUCGCCAUGUUCUCGACAUCGAGGAGAACCUUUGGGUUCCCCAGCUGGGACUCAAGGGCAAGGUGGAUGUCGCUGUGAGCGUAAAAUCCGCCCAAGGCAAAAGGGCAGAUAUACCACUCGAACUGAAGACUGGCAGAGCCAUCUUCUCGAUGGAGCACAAGGGUCAAUUGUUGCUCUAUCAAAUAAUGCUCACUGCCUUGGGCAAGGAAACCAACUCCGGAUUGCUCCUCUACCUGAAGGAGAACCUCAUGCAGGAAAUCCAGAGCGGCAGAAACGAGCAGCGCGAUCUGGUGAUGCGCAGAAAUGAAUUGGCUCACUGGCUGACACGCGAUAUAGCCACUCCACCUGACCAAAAUGAGGAACUGGUGGAGCUAGAGGACAUGGCGCUGCCAGAGCCCAUUUGCCACAGGAACGCCUGUUCCAAGUGCACCUACAGCACCAUCUGUGCUAGUUUUGCCCAAAGGGAUGACAGCUUGGAGCUGUCCCAGUCGCAUCCCUUCAAGGUGCUCAUGCCAACGGUUUUGGAGCACCUCAACGUAACGCAUCUUAAGUAUGUGCACCACUGGAUUGGGCUGCUGAAUCUCGAGGAGCAGCACAACCGUCAGUCCUCGCAAUUAAAAUCAUUGUGGACUGUGGAUCCGUUGAAGAGGCAAAAGCAAGGCAGAGCCAUUUGCGAUUUGAAGUUGGUCGAAGGCAAAAAGGUGGCAUUCGAAGAGGGUCGCUAUCUUCAGAGCUUAGAAAUCGGUGGGGAAGUGGAUGCCAAUCGGAACAUUACCCUCAGGUUCGAUAUUGGUGAAUAUGUGGUGAUCAGCUGCACUUCACGUAUAGCAAUUGCUUCUGGCUUCAUUGUAUCCUUGGAUGCCCGUCGCGUGGAUCUCCGUCUUGAGCGUGAUCUCAGCUUGCUAUAUGCUAAGGAAUCGUUUGUAAUGGACAAGCACGAGUCGCAGACGUUUUCAACGUUCAACUUUAGCAAUCUCGCCCUAUUGCUUACCGAUGAUGCACGCACCGGAGUUUUGCGAGAUAUUAUUGUCAACAAGAGACCAAAAAACUCCAAUGACACCAUGGACUCCAUGAUGGAAGCGGAGCACAUGAUGCGCCACCUGAACAUUGAACAAAAGCUGGCCAUUAGACGGUGUGUGGUUAUGCCCAACUACAUGUUGAUCAAGGGCUUGCCAGGCACUGGUAAAACCGAGACUUUGGUUGUCCUGGUAAAAGUACUUCAUCACCUCGGGAAAAGUGUGCUUAUCACCGCCCAAACUCACUCGGCUGUCGAUAAUUUACUUAUGCGUCUGCUGCCGAGUGGUCUUCCCAUGCUGAGACUGGGCUCGACAUCCAGAAUUCAUAGCGAACUGAAGGAAAUCGGCGAGGAGUGGCUGACCAAAGACUGUAAGACGGUGGACGAAUUGGAGCGUGUGCUGAAUAAGCCCAUGAUUGUGGGGGUUACUUGUUUGGGAGCAGGACAUGCGCUCCUUCAGCGUCGUCGGUUCAACUAUUGCAUCGUGGACGAGGCCACGCAAGUGAUGCAGCCCACUGUCAUCCGUCCCCUGAUGAGCUGCGACCGAUUCGUCCUCGUCGGAGAUCCCGAGCAGUUGCCACCGAUUGUGCGGUCCAAGGAGGCUCGUCGACGCGGGGCGGAUGAGACCUUGUUCAAGAGACUGGACAUGGGUGGCUGCACCUAUGUGUUAAGCCUUCAAUAUCGCAUGAAUGCAACAAUCACUAAGCUGGCCAACAAGCUCACCUACGGUGGUAAACUAAAGUGUGGCUCUACCGAGGUUUCCGAAGCCAAGCUUCAGCUGGAAACGAAACCACAAGUGAAAGCAGCCAAGUGGGUGACGCUUGCCCUGCACUGUCAUCUGGAUCAGGCUGUCCGUCUAAUUGACACGGGAGAUUGCCUGGAUCGCUGCCAGGAAUUAAUUGAGGCAUCGACGCAGCUGGCGACGACCUGUUCCGCCAUCGAGGAAAGCUUCUCGGAAGAAAAGGAACAGCAGACCGAGCAACGUGUCGGAGGAGGAUCCCGAAAUGUUUCCAAAUACACAAACUACUGCGAAGCUGGCGUUGUGAUGAAAUUGCUAGCCUAUUUACUUAGAUGCGGAUUCAAAGCUUCCGAGAUUGGCGUAAUAGCUCCCUAUCGCGCCCAAGUUGAGCUACUCAAAAAGCUGACUUUUAAAAUGGACCCCCAGCUGGAAAUCAACACCGUGGAUACGUUCCAGGGGCGUGAUAAGAGCCUAAUCAUUUACAGCUGCACCAAGACAGGCCAUGGUAAUAACGAUACGGAUCGCUCACGCGAGGCGGAGAUUCUGGAGGACAAACGCCGAUUGACCGUGGCGAUCACCCGUGCCAAACACAAGCUCAUCAUACUGGGGGAUGUCCAAUGCCUGGAGCAAUAUGGACCCUUCAAGGCAAUGUUCGAGAACAUUCCAUCAAUGCGACGCCUCAAGCUGGAGGAUGAAAAGCUUGACUUCUCCUGGGAAAGGAUCCGAAGGCACCUCGUCACUCUAAUGAAUGCCUAGGUAUUAACUCCGCUUAUUCCCUUAAUUUAUUGUAUGAUUAUUAGGUGCAUUAGAUCCAUUAGGCGCGUGACACACUGCCAAGAUUUUAGAAAAACUUUGCCCGGAUGAAGACACCAAAACCAGUACAAAAACUUCAAAACUCUAAUGCAUCAAGCAUGUUUUACAUUUUUUUAAUAAAAUCAUAUAACUCAUUCUAAUUUAAUCACUUGUUAGGAUCCUCGUGAAAGCGUGUUCUCAAGCGGCUGGAAGUGCUAAUCGAAGCAUACGAAUUUAAUUACAUUUUAUACAUUUAUAUUACCUCUAGUAGUUCAAUUAAGCGCCCGAGUGAAGAUGCCAAUCGUAAACAAACACUUACAUUUAUACCUCAAACAUUGUUUAUAAAAAGACUCAAUAAAAUCCUGUGAUGCAUUGUUAUUUAAACCAACCAACAAGGUGUUUGUUUACUCGAAGGUUUCGCGUAAUGUUGUUAUCCACAAAACGGGAAAAACCCCAUUUCCCUUUAUCGGAUUAAAAGUAUUUCUGUGACUCCCACCCACUCCACUCCACUUCAAUCCAAUCAGUUAACGGUCUGUGUGUGUUCCUCCUUCUUGGUUGCACCUGCGAAACGGAAGUUGGGCACCCCGAGGUCUGAGCUGCUCCUCUGCGUGCCCUGAAUAUGUACAUAUAUAUUUAUUCAAGUAUAUAAAUGUAUUGCCAGCCAUAUGGAGACCAGGGAAAGGGCCACUUGCAGCGGAUGCAGUUAACAACCAGGAGCGAACGUGAGUCAUUCUUGAGAUGAUUAUCGUGUCAUUAUCGUCACAGAAGCGAGUGUGUAAUGUUCAACUGGGCAAAUGGCAGUCACCAAAUGCGAGAUUGAUUGCUCUCAAAAGCAAGACAGGCAAAAG